AUGGAGGCGCUGACGCGAGACGGGACGACGAUCAACGCGCCGUUUUGUUUCACGGCGGGCGCGAUCGGGCUGAAACGCGCGCUGCAUCUCGAGGCGUGGGCGCGGCUGCGCGGCGGCGAGUUUCGCGGACGCGACGGGGAGAUUUUCGGCGUCGCGGGGGGGUGCGUCGGUUACGGCGAGUGCGAAGUCGGCGUGUACGCGUCGAGGGCGAACGGGGACAUCGCGGAGUGGCAUCGGGACGCGUGCGAUAACGCCACGAUUCAACUCGUCGGCAAAAAGCAGUGGGAGGUGGAGGUGUACCGCGACGCGCGCGACGGCGCGGAGCUCCGCGAGGAGCUUCGAGGCAAGUCGCGAAACGCGUCGGCGAGCGACGAGGCGACGUGCGGCGCGGAUUACAUCGAGCAAAUUUGGACCGAGACGGAGAUAGUGACGCGCGUCAUCGGACCGGGGGAGACGAUUUGCGUGCCGCGAGGGCGAAUGCAUCGCGUCGUGCCUUUGGGGGAAGGCGUGAGCGUCUCCGCGGACAUUCGCAUGACGACGAUCGAAAGCGCCGAAAUCGCGGCGGAGAUCGCGUAUCUCAAAGCGAUCGCGCUCUACGACGAGCGAAGCGUCUCGAAACGUCCCGUCGAAUUGCCUCCGAUUCAUUGGUUGCCGUUUGAAGAGGAAUUUUCCGACGGUUUAGUGCUCGGCGCUCGAUUGGAAUACAUCGUCGCCGCCGCGGCGAAUCGUUCGGGGACGCACGACGACGCGACGACGUACGAACCGGUGCGGCGGACCGACGGCACGGAAAAGUUGGGGGUCAGCGCGCGCGCGGAAACGUUGCGGCGCUCCCCGACCGCCGUUUUACAUCCGUCGUGCGCGUGCGCGGUGCGCGACGACGACGAGCGCGGGGAUUAUCACGUAUUCAACGUCAAAGCCACGUCCGCGCUGACGAAUAAAGAUCUCAUGAGCGAGUUCAACAUUUACGUUCGACGCGAUUCCGUGCGCGAGGGAGAAAUGCGCGCCUUCAACAGCCCCGUCGACUUCAUCGAAGCCGAACUAGGCCGAUUGGAGCGACAAUCGCCCGAUCGCGGGAACGACCGCAGGCUCGUGGCGCGCGACUCGGGCGAGUUUUCCGACGCCGUCUCGUCGCUCAGGGGAGUUCUUUACGACGCGAACAUUUUGCUGCCUCCGGGCAACGAUUGGUGGUUCUUUUGGUGUAACACUUCGAAACGUUUGUCCGACGCGCACCCGUCGGGUCUCGCGCGACGCGACCGCUCGCCGGCCGCCGUUCGAAUCCCCAGCAUUCAACAGUCGAUCGGGCUCCGCGCGAUCGCUUCGCAAAACUAG
This is a messenger RNA of Ostreococcus lucimarinus CCE9901, 1329 nucleotides long. RefSeq lists its product with no specific name. Lineage: Eukaryota; Viridiplantae; Chlorophyta; Mamiellophyceae; Mamiellales; Bathycoccaceae. The record is from RefSeq and is a predicted model, not a curated record. The coding region runs from base 1 to 1329 and encodes 442 amino acids. The transcript has a single exon.